This is a messenger RNA of Bombus huntii, 3497 nucleotides long. RefSeq names its product L-selectin. NCBI's taxonomy places the organism in Eukaryota, Metazoa, Arthropoda, Insecta, Hymenoptera, Apidae. Bases 2685 to 3338 code for a protein of 217 amino acids. The record is from RefSeq and is a predicted model, not a curated record. The transcript has 4 exons.
UACUCUGAAAUAAAUCUCUGCUUAGAUUUCAUUUCUAUGCACAGAAUGCACACAUGAAAUAUCCAAAGUAAAAUAAAUAUUCUAAUAGGUAAAACAAAUCUCUGCUAAGGUUUCAUUCUUUUUAUUGUGUUUAUAAAGAUAUGGAUUUCUAUGAACAUCCUCAUAAUUAGUAGAUUCGUAGAAUUUCUUAAUCUCUUCGUGACAGGAUAACAAUAAAAUUCUUGCGCAAUAGAUAAAAAAACAUUCUGUCGAAAGUCUCAUCCGGUAUGUCGAGCCCGUUUAACACCUUGCUUCCGGAGAAUCCUCAACGAAAGCGUAGGGUCGUUUAAUCGUAAGCCGCAAUUGAUAAAAUGAUUCAUACAUCGGUCACAACUCGUUUCUUCAUCUCAAAACUCUAAUUAGUGCAGUUCGUAACUUUCACAUAUAAUUAUUCUGCUGCUUAGUAUUAAAACAGGAGGAUUCAAAUCUUAUGAAGAUAAUUAAAUCUGUGGAAAUUCACGAGGAGAUGACUGGAAUGCCGUAUUGCGUCAGAUAAUCAUUGAAAUGACUCUUAUAAUUCAAUUAAUCAAAUAUUAGCUCUAACUGAGAAUUAUGCAAAUUUGCAAGACCGGUGACCUUUUAGAAAUAUAUAUAUUAUAUGCAUUACAUGAAACACAGGUUUAAAACAAAUCUGAGUAUGUACAUAGAAACUACAAAAUACUUAGAGCAAGUAUAUAUUUCAUAGAAAUCAUAAAAGUAUUUAAACAAGCGAUUACUUAUUAUAUGUAUUAAUAAGACUAAAUACUUGGGAUCAUCUUUAACACUUACUAUAUUUAAAAUGAUUACACUAAUCUUUUACCAAAUAUAUUUUUCCAAUAAGUACCUUGAAAUUUCAUACAACUUCAGAUUGAUUUCCAAUUUUGCCAAUACAAUCAUGGCAAUCGUGCCUCAUUACAGUCCAAAUGAAAUUUCAAAAUGUAAUGUCAAUUAUGUAAUACGCACAAUACAUACAUACAUGUGUUCUAUGGUAAAAAUUGAAAGACUUUUGUGAGCGAUUGUACAUUAAAAUCUUCUGCGGUCGAGGAUUGUUUUGUACACGAAGUUUCUUAGUUAUUUAGUUUAUAAUUGAAUUAUCUCUUCCGGGAUAGCAUUAGCAUUUCUUCAAUCCAGGUGAAUGACCGCUGACACUAAUUUUUAGCGAAAGCCACGCCAUUAAGUGCGGAGCUUCAUUAAGUCCGCAGCGGCGUGGAAUCCUAAAUAAGAAUCAUUGUUAUUCAAUAUGAUAAUCGAACACGAACUGCUUAACGCAAUGGCGGUACAUUAACUACUUCAAUUAUAUGAAUUAUGAAAUGGAAAGUACACUGAUUGCAAAAGUAAAUGUAAUUAUAUUUUAACAUGAAAAUGAGCAACUUCCUUCUCAUUAAGUCAUAAACUUCCAUCUUAAGGAGUUAAUCUUCUUUGAAUGGUCGCUUUCCAGUAGAUUUUUUGCUGAUAAAAAGAUUAUAAAACGUAGAAACUAUUUAAUUUUUGUGUAUGUAUUUUAAUCAAAAUACCAAAUAGCUAAUAUCGGUAUUAUGCAAGAUAGAGAUCACAUCUGCUACAUUCUCAAAUUUCUAAACAGAUCAUAUUUCUGCUUACUAUACAGGGUAAAUAUUAUAUCAGUAAUUAAUUAAUUCAAAGGAAAUGCCGUCGAUUACAACGUGAUAUUAGAUCUGCCAUUAGAAACCAAUAGUGCCUCUGUAUUAAAACAGAAAUGGCUACACGUAUAUGUAUAUGUGCAAAAUGAAAACAGGAGACUGUAAUAAAGAUGAUUAACGGCAUUGCGUUUGAAUUACCUGUGCAAUUUAAAUCACAUUAUUUGAAUGUAGCGCAACUUUUGAAUUCUUUCAAAACCACCCAAAGUAACAUGGUAAUUAUCAAAUUAACUUUGAUUCUGUAGAAGUUAGAUUUAAUUCUAGCUAAUGCAUUUUAUGUGUGUAAAACAGAAAUCAACCCAAUUCCCAGUAGUUUCCAUAAAGUGUCGCCAAUCUGCAUACUUAGAAACUAUCGUAUUAAGCACAAGGAGUUUGAAGUUCUUAUAUCUUCUUCUAGUUGUUUGUCAAGUUGUCAGUACAGAUAACGAUCUCACGAUCUUCGUGAAAUUAUGUUUCUUCGUACUAUCUACAUUCUAAGAAACAUCAUCUCUUACGUUACAGAACGUUAUUGAGAUAAUUGCUUCAUAUUCAGAUAGCCAGAGCGGCUAUUAAUUGCGGAUCGUCCGACGUUUUGUUUUGUCGCGAGGACGAUUUAGAAAGUUGCAGCAAGGCAAUAAAGGCCUCGAGGAAAGUCGGCGGCACGCCACAAAAAAAUAAAGACCUGUUGCAAAAUCCUCCAGCAUUUUUCUCCAUCACCGUCGUGAGAGAUCCUUUCCUCCUUCGUAGCUCAUAAUUCACCGUUGAAAAGUCUCCUUUCACCCUCGACAAAGAUUCGUUCCCAAGAAACUUUUACUCGCUAGACAUCCGACGCUAGAAACCAUGUUUUCCUGGAACAUUCGCUAUCUGUUAUUUUUCCAUUAAACGAGGUCGCCUCGGAUAUUGAACUUCUUGAAUAUAAUAUCUUUUCUUUAAUUGGAUGUUAGGCGCUUCUCAAGUAGAAAAAUAUUUGGAUUAUUAUAUCAAGUAUAGAGAUCUGAUUGUUUUUUCUCUUUUUGUCCAGGAGCAACAAAUAUGAGGGCGAUAUGGUUUAUGUUGGUUCUCGUCGCCGUUGUGGUGAAUGCUCAACGCCGACUAGCCCUGCCUGAUCCACGAAGCUGUGCUAACCGAGUACGACAUGCUACUUAUAGGGACGCUAGAGGUGUUGCACAUUCAUACUUCUUCAGUUGGGAGCACCAACCGACUAGAAGCCUUGAAGUAGACUGGCUAGAUUCACGUAAUAUCUGUCGCAGACACUGUAUGGAUGCAGUUUCUCUUGAAACGCCACAAGAAAAUGAAUUUAUCAAACAGCGAGUAGCAAGAGGAAAUGUAAGGUAUAUUUGGACAUCUGGACGUAAAUGCAACUUCAAUGGCUGUGAUAGGCCAGAUCUCCAACCACAAAAUAUCAAUGGAUGGUUCUGGUCAGGUUCUGGAGCUAAGAUUGGUCCCACCACACAGCGUAACUCUGGAGAUUGGAGUCACACUGGUGGAUAUGGCCAAGCACAACCUGAUAAUCGUGAAGCUGCUCAGGGUAACGACGAGUCUUGUUUGUCGAUCCUGAAUAACUUCUACAAUGACGGUAUCAAAUGGCACGACGUAGCCUGCCAUCAUAGGAAACCAUUUGUCUGCGAAGACAGCGACGAACUUUUGAAUUUCGUGCUUUCCAGAAACCCUGGCAUUCGCCUUUAAAAGCUUCUUUUUAUAGCUUCUGUGAAUUCUUGAAUGUUCAGUACCUAAGAUCUCUUGAUCAACCAAGAAUAGCAAGGAACUUUUCUAUUUCUUGACUUUUAAUUUAUAUGUCAUUAUGUAUCCAUUAUAAUUAAAAACUAAAUUAAAUCUCUUCAUUCA